AGAGGGAGGAGACAUGAAGGAAGAAGAGAAGAAACAGCAAACCAAAACGAAGUUCCUAAACACUUUUGCUUCUCUUUUCUCCUUCUUCAAAAAUCACUGCUUUACAAACCCUAACUCAUAUUGCUCUUUUUAGUUUUCUUUAGUCUCUCUCUCUCUCUCUCUGCAUCGAUCGGAUUCUAAAUCCUCUCGAUUAUUUGGAAGUUCAUGGUGGAAAUCUCGAGCUUGGGGGAAUCGAGGUUGUUUUGGUAAUUUGGAGUUUUUUCGAUUGUAGAUUGGGAUUUGGACCUAAAAGAUUCUGAAUUUGAGUUUAUUUAAGGUAAUUUGUGAGAUUAUUUGGUGGAUAUUUUAGCUGUGGCUGUGUGCUGAUUUUUUUUCUUUGAAAUUUAGGGGGGAGUUGGAAUUGGAUGGGGGAAGAAGAGGGAGGUGAAAUCCCGCCAAAAAGUGUGCAAUCUGAUACGGCGGAUUUUCCUUCGAAGAAGCUAGCAAGGCAGCUCGAUUUCACCGCUGGUUUUGGCGGGGUUUCUUCUGGAGAUGUGAAUUUGCCGGAACACCCGAAAUCCUCCCAAAGGAUAGGUGCGCCCUCGUCUUCGGCUGCAAUUACUGUGCAACUGCAACAGAUAAAGCCGCUAGUGGUAGCUACCACCCCUGUUAUCACUGCGCGACCUCCUCCUCUUACUACGGCCUCGAGCAGAGUUGUAGAACCAGAAUCCCCAAAAACAAAACCAAGACCAAAUGAACUGAAAGAUGGUACUCCAAAGAAGCAGAAGCAGUGCAACUGUAAACAUUCUCGGUGUCUGAAACUGUACUGUGAGUGCUUUGCAUCUGGUAUAUAUUGUGAUGGGUGCAACUGUGUUAAUUGUUAUAACAAUGUUGAGAAUGAAACUGCAAGACGAGAUGCUAUUGAAGCUACUUUGGAGCGCAAUCCAAAUGCAUUCAGACCAAAAAUUGCAAGCAGCCCGCAUGGCACACGGGAUAAAAGGGAAGAGGCUGGGAAAGUUUUAAUUGUGGGAAAGCACAACAAAGGAUGUCAUUGUAAGAAAUCUGGGUGCCUUAAAAAGUAUUGUGAGUGUUUCCAAGCCAACAUUCUUUGCUCCGAAAACUGCAAAUGCUUGGACUGCAAAAAUUUUGAGGGAAGUGAAGAGAGACAGGCUCUCUUUCAUGGUGACCACGCCAACAAUAUGGCAUAUAUUCAGCAGGCAGCAAAUGCUGCCAUAACUGGAGCUAUUGGGUCCUCUGGUUAUGCAUCCACUCCGGUGUCUAAAAAGAGAAAAGGCCAGGAACUGUUCUUUGGGUCAACCGCAAGGGAUCCAUCUGUUUCCAGGCUUGGAAGCUUUCCUCAGCCACAUCAUAUCAGAGCUUCUGCACCCUCCUCUUCCCUGUCUUCUCUACCAGUUUCUCGUGCUACAACAACUGCUGCAGUAGGCCCUUCAAAAUUUACAUAUAGGUCUCUGUUAGCUGAUAUUAUUCAAAAGCAGGACGUGAAGGAGCUUUGCUCUGUUUUGGUAGUUCUAUCAGGAGAAGCUGCCAAAACACUGUCAGAUCAGAGAAUCGUGACCAAAAAGCUGACAGAAGAUCUUGCAGAAACUUCCAUUGCAUCAUCCGCUCAAGACAGGCUGCAAAGCCAGAAGGAUUCUGAUGCCGAGAAAACCAUGGUUGAUGACUGUUCAAGUGCAAACCAGGCUGAUAAAGCUGGCCCUGAAGAAUGCAGUUCGGAUAGUUCUGAUAUGCCAAAGGGGCCUAUGUCUCCAGGAACUUUGGCCUUGAUGUGUGAUGAACAAGAUACAAUGUUCAUGGCCAUUGCUUCUCCUAAUAGGAUCAUGGCGCAAGGAUGCAGCACAUCUUCACAAUUGCCUCGUGGACAGGGCAUGACCGAGAUUUAUGCAGAGCAGGAAAGAAUUGUUUUGACAAAGUUCAGAGAUUGUCUCAAUAGGCUUAUCACUUUCGGGGAGAUAAAGGAAACACAAUGUUCGUCAUUAGCAAGAACAGAGAUAGGUAGUCAAAGAGGGCCCCAAAGCAAUGGCACUGAAAUGGCCAGAACUGAGACGGGGAACCAACAAGGAUCUGUUACCAAUGGAGCUGCGAAAAAUGUCAGUCCACCCACAGUCAAGACGAUCACCACUGGUGAUAAUGAUAUCCCUAGAGGUCCAUCCCAUCCUGAAAAUGGGGAUGCUAAAUCAAAAACCGAAAAAACAGAUGUAAAGAUCCUAAAUGCCGACAAUCAGUCCAAGGUAUGAUUCUACAGUUUCUCUGAACUAUUCCGACCAACCAUUCACUACCCACCUUCGGCUUUGAUUCAAUAUCAAAGUGAUUGUGGGCAUCAUUCUUGACCCUGACCGGUGCUCGAAUUAAUUUCUCCCAUGUUUGAAUUAUUUAUCCGUUUUCUGUAUCCGUGGCUUGAGCUCAUACCAUGCCCAUUCAUCAGUCCAUUCUUAAUUUUAGCAAAAAGGAAGGAAAAAAACAUUGGGGGGGGGGAGGGGAGGAUUUUAUAAUUCUUGAUGAAGUUUGUAGCUUAGAAUUCUAUUCAACAUAAAUGCCGAGUGCCGCUUUAAUCGGUCAAGGUCUUGUAGUAUUGAUGUUAUUUUCCC
This is a messenger RNA of Hibiscus syriacus, 2585 nucleotides long. Its product is annotated as protein tesmin/TSO1-like CXC 5. Lineage: Eukaryota; Viridiplantae; Streptophyta; Magnoliopsida; Malvales; Malvaceae. The record is from RefSeq and is a predicted model, not a curated record. Gene Ontology annotation, biological process: regulation of DNA-templated transcription. The transcript is spliced from 8 exons. Gene Ontology annotation, cellular component: nucleus. The coding region runs from base 405 to 2234 and encodes 609 amino acids.